CCCCGGACCUACAAGACCCCGGGCGAGGGGCGCGGCGCUAUCGCGAGACUUCCGGAGACGGGCCUCGCUGGCGGACGCAGUUACCAUGGCAACCGGGAGGCGCCCGGCCGGGCGCGCGGGAAGGAGGCCGGAGGAGCGGCCCGCUGGGUCCCCGAGGCCAUGGGCCGGAUCACCGGGCUCGUGCCCUCGCGGUUCCUGACGCUCUUGGCUCAUCUGGUGGUUGUCAUGACGCUCUUCUGGUCCCGGGAAAGCAACAUCCAGGCUUGCCUGCCUCUCCAGUUCACCCCCGAGGAAUACGAGAAGCAGGACGUCCAGCUGGUGACCGCGCUCUGCCUCACCCUGGGCCUCUUCGCGGUGGAGCUGGCCGGCUUCCUCUCCGGAGUUUCCAUGUUCAACAGCACCCAGAGCCUCCUCUGUAUCCUUUCGGCCUGCCCAGCGUCCGCACAGGCCUCAUCUCCAAGUCACCGUUCUUUGCACAAGUCUCUGCCCAGGGGGCAAAGCCAAUCUCUCUAGCGCCUUCCCAGCUCUCACAGAAACAGCAUUAUUCAUCGCUGUCUUUGGGCUGAAAAAGAAACCUUUCUGAGCACGACCCGGACGUAGGAACCAAGGCUGGAAAAGUGAUGCGCUUCCUCCGGUUGGGGGAGAAGCAAGGCAUAGGCUUCAGGUUUCUCUCUCUCUACCCUUUGCCCCUCCCAACUGCUUCUAAGCAGAGAAUGGCAGUGUUGGGAUGAGAUCUCUCAAACCUUGGGUUAUAAUUUUAUUUUUAGAGCCUUGUAAUAAAAUAAAUUUUAUAAUACUAGUCUGAUGCUAUUUUUCAGAAGACAAAUGAGUGGGCCAAGAAGCUGGUGUAAAUAAAGGCUUUUUUCCCUCUAAGGCACGAGCCAGUAGGUGGUCCUUCUAUUUGGAUUUUUACGGUACAAGAUAGACGGAAGUGGGCGGAGAUAUGUAAAUAACCACAGCGCAUAGGGCUUCUAAUUUGCCGUAUGUGAGCAAAGUAUUCUGGGAGGUUUUAUUUCUCCCGUUUUGGCGCCGAAUGGAAAAUAAUUUAUAUUAAGCGACUUCCACAUAGAUAUUACUCUAUGAUUGUGAGAAUACUGAAGCAUUGGGUUUGUGCUAAAGAAAUGUCACAUUCUCACCCUCGCUUUAACCGGAAAUGUCUUUUCCUAAUUAGGAACGGGCCCCUGCGCUCCUUAUCGUCAGGAGGUUAAUCCUUACCUGUUCCUCCUCUGGAGGGCAGUAGAAAAUGAUGAUUGGAGCUUGCAUGAUCUGCUGAUUAGCAUUUCCGUGUGGCCAGGACCUGACAACAUCCUGGUUGCUCCUAUCUGAUUCUCUGACGAUCACACAUUUUUUUAACGUGUUAAUUGACAGAACUUUUCAGCCACAUUUUAGGUCUAAUUUUUCACUUCACCACCGACCGCAACUCAGUUAGGUUACUUGUGUCUGUGCCUUUGUGUGUCAACUGCUCAGUUAGGUUACUUGUGUCUGUGUCUGUGCCUGUGCUUGUGUCUGUGCCUGUGUCAACCUCUCAGUUAGGUUACUUGUGUCUGUGCCUGUGUGUGUCAACCUCUCAGUUAGGUUACUUGUGUCUGUGCCUGUGUGUGUCAACCUCUCAGUGUCUGGUGUAAAAGCUCUUUAGUUGGUGAAUAUCCUGGCAGAGCACCCUACCCACUCACCGUGCUUCCCAGGAGAAGCUUUCUGAUGACACCCAGACACAGCCUUACCCAUGACCUUGAGCUGCCCUUCAUCUAGCAUUCAUUCUGUGACCUCGCCAUAGGCAAAGCACCGUUAAUAGGGAGAAGAAAUGAAGUGUGACCCACACUCUCAGCUUUGGCCAUACAGAGGUAAGAAAGAAAGACUUCUAGUCCUCCCGUUAUUUAAUUGUGUAAAUUGUUGUAUAUGCUACAAAAAAAAAAAAUGAUUAGAGUGUCUUAGCGACACUUUAA
Peromyscus leucopus (white-footed mouse) is the source of this 1943-nucleotide messenger RNA. It is a transcript of the gene Tmem107, whose product is annotated as transmembrane protein 107. Gene Ontology annotation, biological process: protein localization to ciliary transition zone; non-motile cilium assembly. NCBI's taxonomy places the organism in Eukaryota, Metazoa, Chordata, Mammalia, Rodentia, Cricetidae. The record is from RefSeq and is a predicted model, not a curated record. The transcript has 4 exons. Gene Ontology annotation, cellular component: MKS complex. Bases 160 to 513 code for a protein of 117 amino acids.